AAAGUUAACACGGAGCAAUCGUGCUGCUCCUUCGAGUGCCAGCCUUCCCGAGGGCUCCCUGGACCUCCCGGUGACCCGGGCAAUGAGGGAGAAAGAGGCAAGCCAGGUCUUCCUGGCCAGAAAGGAGAUGCUGGAGACCCAGGCAGGCCAGGGGACAUGGGACCUGUUGGCUACCAAGGAAUGAAGGGUGACAAGGGAAGUCGAGGAGAAAAGGGCUCGAGAGGAGCCAAAGGAGCCAAGGGUGAGAAGGGCAGGCGUGGAAUCGAUGGCAUCGAUGGCAUGAAGGGUGAAGCUGGAUAUCCCGGGUUACCUGGCUGCAAAGGCUCACCCGGAUUCGACGGAGCUCAAGGCCCGCCUGGACCAAAGGGAGAUCCUGGUGCUUACGGACCCAAAGGAGGAAAGGGGGAGCCUGGGGAUGAUGGAAAACCUGGCCGACAGGGGAUUCCCGGCAGCCCUGGAGAAAAGGGCACGCCUGGAAACCGGGGUGAGCCUGGACCGGUAGGAGAGACGGGCGACGAGGGCGCUCCGGGCGCAGAUGGUCCUCCUGGAGAACGGGGCAGCAAUGGAGAAAGAGGCCCCCCGGGCUCACCAGGAGACCGCGGGCCAAGAGGAGAGCCGGGAGAGCCUGGACCACCUGGUGACCAAGGGCGGGAAGGACCCCUCGGACCACCUGGCGACCAGGGCGAGGUUGGACCCCCGGGACCCAAGGGCUACAGGGGAGACGAUGGCCCCCGCGGCAAUGAGGGCCCAAAGGGAUUGCCUGGAGCACCUGGGCUACCUGGAGACCCUGGUCUGAUGGGAGAAAGGGGGGAGGAUGGCCCUCCUGGGAACGGCACAAUUGGAUUCACAGGCGCCCCAGGGCAGCCAGGAGACAGAGGUGACCCUGGCAUUAACGGAACGAAAGGCUAUGUUGGUCCUAAAGGUGAUGAAGGAGAAGCUGGAGACCCUGGCAAUGAUAACCCAACCCCUGGCCCCAGGGGCAUCAAAGGAGCAAAGGGCCACAGGGGACCUGAAGGCCUCCCAGGACCACCAGGACCUGUGGGGCCUCCGGGACCAGAUGAAUGUGAAAUCUUGGACAUCAUCAUGAAGAUGUGCUCUUGCUGCGAGUGCACCUGCGGUCCCGUCGACCUCCUCUUCGUGUUGGACAGCUCGGAGAGCAUCGGCCUGCAGAACUUCCAGAUUGCCAAGGACUUCAUCAUCAAAGUCAUCGACCGCCUGAGCAAGGACGAGCGUGUGAAGUUUGAAGCUGGGGAGUCCCGUGUGGGCGUUGUGCAGUACAGCCAUGACAAUACACAGGAGCUGGUGGCCAUGGGGGAUGCCAACAUAGACAACAUCGGGGCGCUCAAACAGGCAGUCAAGAAUCUGAAAUGGAUAGCUGGGGGUACCUACACUGGAGAAGCCCUGCAGUUCACCAAGGACAACCUGCUGCGAAGAUUCACCUCUGACAAGCGCGUUGCCAUCGUCAUCACGGACGGACGCUCUGACACGCUGCGGGACCCUACCCCGCUCAACUCUCUGUGCGAUGUCACCCCGGUGGUUUCCCUUGGGAUAGGCGACAUUUUCCGGAACCCUCCAAAUCCAGAUCACCUGAAUGACAUCGCUUGUUUAAGCAGACCGACCAGGCCAGGACUGUCUAUUCAAAGGGACAACUAUGCCGAGCUCCUGGAUGACACCUUCCUGCAAAACAUCACGUCGUAUGUCUGCCAAGAGAAGAAAUGUCCAGACUACACGUGCCCAAUCACCUUCGCUGGGCUGGCAGACAUCACGCUGCUGGUGGACAGCUCCACCAGCGUGGGGAGCAAGAACUUCGAGACCACCAAGAAGUUCGUGAAGCGGCUGGCGGAGCGGGUCCCUGCCGACGAUUCCGUGCGUGUCUCAGUGGUCCAGUACAGUGGCAGGAACCAGCAGAAAGUGGAAGCUCAGUUCCAGUACAACUACACAGUCAUUGCCAAAGCCAUCGACAACAUGGAAUUCAUUAACGAUGCCACGGAUGUCAACGCUGCUCUGCGGUAUGUCACAGGGCUCUACCAGCGGUCCUCCCGUCCUGGAGCGAAGAAGAGGGUGCUGGUGUUUUCUGAUGGCAACUCUCAAGGGAUCACCGCGAGGGCCAUUGAGGGGGCUGUGCAGGAAGCUCAGCAGGUUGGCAUCGAGAUCUACGUGCUGGCAGUGGGCAGCCAAGCUAACGAGCCCAACAUCCGUGUCCUGGUCACAGGGAAGAGCGCAGAUUACGAUGUGGUCUACGGGGAACGCCACCUCUUCCGUGUGCCCGACUAUACCUCUCUGCUGCGUGGCGUCUUCUACCAAACUGUCUCCAGGAAGAUAGCUGUUGACUGAGCAUCUGGGUGGGUUUCUGCCAAGGCCAUGCGUGCUUCUGUCUCGCCUAAAAAUGAAAACCAACAAAACAAAAAAAAUUAACAGUAUUCUUGACCAACCUAAGGAAUUUGCAUCUAUGCAGAUAGCCAUAGUGCCACAGCAUGGCUGUGCAUAGUCCCUUUCCUUCUCCCCCUGCUUCAUCAUCUGCAUCUCUACUCUGUUAG
Fulmarus glacialis (Northern fulmar) is the source of this 2537-nucleotide messenger RNA. RefSeq names its product collagen, type VI, alpha 1 (gene COL6A1). The annotation marks the transcript as partial. The transcript is spliced from 30 exons. The record is from RefSeq and is a predicted model, not a curated record. NCBI's taxonomy places the organism in Eukaryota, Metazoa, Chordata, Aves, Procellariiformes, Procellariidae.